Plasmodium gaboni is the source of this 2124-nucleotide messenger RNA. Its product is annotated as putative DEAD box helicase. Gene Ontology annotation, molecular function: DNA helicase activity; hydrolase activity, acting on acid anhydrides, in phosphorus-containing anhydrides; DNA binding. The record is from RefSeq and is a predicted model, not a curated record. The transcript has 2 exons. Gene Ontology annotation, biological process: nucleobase-containing compound metabolic process; establishment of sister chromatid cohesion. NCBI's taxonomy places the organism in Eukaryota, Apicomplexa, Aconoidasida, Haemosporida, Plasmodiidae. Gene Ontology annotation, cellular component: nucleus. The annotation marks the transcript as partial.
AUAUUUAUUUGUAGUAGAACGCAAUCCCAGUUAAAUCAAUAUUUUCAUGAGCUAAAAAAAAUAGAAAAAAAAAUGGGCAAAGAUUUUUCUAUAAAUAUGAUUAUCAUCGGGAGUAGAAAGCAUCUCUGCAUAAACGAGGCCUUCUUAAAAAAAUACAAAAAUGUUAACGAAUUAAACGAUUGCUGCAAAAACAGUAAAUGCAAAUACAAAGAAAUAUAUAACGAAAAAAUUGGACAAAAAUGGAAAAAAAAAAAUGAGAAGAAAAAGAAAAUAUUUUAUGAUUCUUCUUCAUCUUCUAGUAAUUAUUGUUCAGAAAAUGAAGAUGUUGAGAAUCUUAAUAAUUAUAGUUUAAUAACAAAAUUAAUAAAUAAUAGAAAUGUAGAUAUAGAAGAUAUAAAAGACAUAUGUAAAAAUGAACAUAUUGAAAUAUGUCCUUAUUAUUUAAGUAAAGAAAAUAUAAAAAAUGCUGAUAUAAUAUUAUUACCAUAUAUAUGUAUAUUAAAUGAAAAUAUUAGAAAUAAUUUAAAAAUUAAUAUAAAAAAUAAUAUUGUUAUUUUUGACGAAUCACAAAAUAUUAUUGAGAAUAUUAAUAAUUGUAAUUCUCUAUGUAUAUCAAAUCAUCAUAUAUUUUUUUGUAAAUUAAUAUUAAAUGAAUAUAUUAAAAAAUAUAAACAUGUUUUAAAUAAUAAUAAUAUAAUAAUGAUAAAACAAAUUAUUGUCUAUUGUAAUUUACUUCUAGAAAGCUUUUCAUCAGUUCCACAAAAUUUAAUCAAUAUAAAUAAAUAUACUUUGUUAUCAAAAUUAGAUGCUUUAAAUUUAAAUAAUAUUUCAAAUUUUUUAAAUAAUUCCCAAUUUUGUAGACGAAUUAAAAUAUUUAUAGAAUCUUUGAUAUCUAAAUAUUUUAAAAAUAUCAAAGAAUAUGUUCAUGCUCCUUUUUCUGUUUUCAAAACAAGUGCUAUAUAUAUAUUAAGUGAAUUCACACAGAAACUUAUUAAAUCCAAUCUAUAUGAUUAUGUGUGUAUUAAUCAUAAUGACGAUUAUUCUUCGACAACAGGGACGUGUGAAAAUAAACAUGAGAAUCAAAUAAAUCAUUCCACGCAUAUCAUGAACGACUACAAUUGUAGGGAUGAGAAAAUUAUGUUUUUAAAUAGUUGUGAUAUGAAUAAAAUAAAAAAUAAAAAAAGAAAUAAUACAUCAAAUGAUCCGUCGCUUGUUGAAAAUAAGAAAAAUAAAUUACAAAAAAGUAAUCAUAACACAAAAGAGGAGUUUUUUAUUAUAAAUGAUAAUAAUAAUGAUGAUAAUGAUUAUAAUGAUGAUAAUGAUGAUACAUACAAUAACCUUAAGAUUUUUUUUGAAGAUCUAUUUGUAAAAAAAAGAAAAGAUUUAUUCAAAGAAAUAGAAGUUAUAAGUGUUAGCUCAUGUUGUAAUUUCAAAAGUAUUACAAAAGAUUGUAGUAAUGUUAUAUUAAUAGGUGGUACCUUAUAUCCAAUUGAAGAAUUUUUAUUACUUUUUUUAAAUAAUAAUAAAAAUAAGAUAAAAUUAUUUUCUUCUGAUUAUAUUUUUAAAAAAGAAAAUAUUUUUGCUCGUAUUUUUUCAACAAAUAUUGUUACAUCCGAUUUUAUUGAUAAUACAUAUAAAAACAGAUUAAAGAAUGAUCAUUUAUUAAAUCUAGCUAUAUAUAUAUAUAUGAUAACAUUUAAUGUAUUAUAUGGUAAUAUAAUUUUCUUCCCUUCUUAUAAUUUUCUAAACGAUUUUUAUAACUUCCUAAAUAAAGAAGGAGAAUAUAUUUUUAAUAAAAUAAAAAAAAAAAAAUUUGUUUUCUUUGAAAAAAAAAAUGAUGACGGAGUAGUCAAAAAUUAUAUUAAAAAUAUUCAAACUAUCAAAAAUCUGGAUGUCAAUUUACGAAUUCAAAAUGGAUGUAUUCUUUUUUGUGUUAUGAAUGGAAGAUUAAGUGAAGGAAUCAAUUUUUAUGAUGAUUUAUGUAGAAAUAUUGUAGUUGUAGGAAUACCUUUUUUUAAACACGAUAAUGUUGUUGAUAAAAAUUUAUUAAGACUAAAAUAUUAUAAGCAAUAUACAAAGGAUAUAAUGAAUACUGAUAAAAAUGAAAAUUCCAAAAUAUUAAUA